GCUAUAUUGGUCUCAAGCUCAACUCGAUUAGCAAACGAGACUAUAUAUCAGGCUCGAAGCUCCUUUUAAAUCGAGCUGAGCCAAGCUUUUCACGAACCAAGCUCGAAUAGCUCGUGAGAAGCUCAGCUUGUGGCCACCCAUAGGGGGGAUACAAAAGGAUGUGUUGUUAAAGCUGUUAAUUUUGUUUUUGUUUUAUUUUGUUCUUAGUUUAUGUUGUAUGGGACCUAUGGGUAUUUAUAUAAUUUCCUUUUCUUUUUAUUGUAAUGCUGUUAAUACUUAUAAAUAUUAAGAGGGGCAUCGAUAGCCCAAGUUUUUCUUCGACUUCCAAUUGUUCUCUUCUCUUCUCUUCUCUCAUCUCCUCUUCUUCCCUUCUCCUUCUCUUCUCUUUUACGGGUUUAGAGUUAAAACACGGUGUCAAAGCAGUGAUCUGGGUGGCAGAAGUUUAUAGAUCGAACCUUUUUCUUCCAUUACAGGUUAGGGAUCGAUAUCCCUUCCCCAAGGCCUGACCGUUUUUUAUGUGUUGCAUGUUCCUAAAUUUCCUCCUAACUUGCUUUCCAUUAGUAGGCAUAAGUGGAUUAAGGAAGGUGAUGGAAAUACCAAAUAUUUUCGUACAGUAGCUAAUGGGAGAAGGAGAAAAAAUUAUGUGGCUAAAUUGGAGAUAGAUGGAGAACUGAUUCACUGUCAAGAAGAGAUAGCAAGGCUUUUUGUGGACCAUUUCAGGUCAAUUUUGAGAAGACCUCUUUUGCCCCGGGAAUGUUUGGAAGAUUUAGAUUAGCCUAGUUUGGAGGAAAACUGUGUGAGAUGGCUGGAAAGAGAUUUUGAGCAAGGGGAAAUAAAACAAGCAGUCUUUUCCAUGGAUAGAUCAAAAGCUCUAGGGCCAGAUGGUUUUACCUUGGCGUUCUAUGAGGAUUGUUCGGAAAUUUUAAAGGAGGAUUUGUUUUCAGUUUUCAAGGAGUUUGGAGAAAGACAUGGUAUCAGCCUUAGAGUUAAUGCCAUUUUCCUAGCCCUUAUUCCUAAAAAGAUUGAUGCUAAGCAACCUAAAAACUAUAGGCCCAUCAGUUUGGUGACUAGUAUUUACAAAAUUCUGGCAGAAGUGCUUUUUUUGAGGAUCAAAAGGGUCUUACCAUCCCUCAUUAGCCACGCUCAGGAGCUUUUGUAUAAGGUAGGCAAAUUACCGAUCAAAUCCUAAUAGAAAAUGAGUGUGUAGUAGAGGACAUGAGGAGAUCUGGGAGACGAGGUUUUGCCUGUAAAUUAGACCUUGAAAAGGCGUAUGACUUGGUGGGUUGGAGCUUCCUCUUAGAGAUACUCAGGCUUUGUGGUUUGGGGAAAGAUGGUGUACUACUUGUGCCUUAGCAAAGGUUAUAUUUUACCUUUUUUUUCACAAAUCUGAGCAUAUGGUACAAGUUCGGUUCAAGGCUAAUAUUUGUAUUCUUUGGUCAGGGGGAGAAUAUACAAAUGGUGAUUGUUAGGCUUACUUGAGGAGUUAUGGCAUUCAAUCUCAACAUAGUUGUCCAGACACUCCUCAAUAGAAUGGUGUAGCAGAACGCAUGAAUGGCCAUGUCCUUAGUGUUGUGAGGAUACUUCUAUAGGAAUAUUAUGCUCCACCUUCAUUUUGGGCAGAGGCGGCCAAUAGAACUAUGCAUUUGGGAUCUUGUGCCUGCUCUUUUAGAUGCUUCCAUCAUUGGGAGCCAUUGGAUUUACUCCAUUAAGCUAAAAUUUGAUGGAUCUCUUGAUCGAUAUAAGGCUCAAUUAAUUUCCCAAGGCUAUAGUUAAUGUGUAUGAAGAAACCUUUGCCCCAGUUGUCAAGAUCACUAUAAUUAAUGUUUUCUUAGCAUUGUCUGCUAUCCAAUUUUGGACCAUUGAGUGGCUAGGUGUUAAGAAUGCCUGCCUUCAUGGUCAAUUAAAGGAGACCGUUUACAUGAAGGCUCCUCCUGGUUACUGUUGUGAUCCUUCUUUGGUGGUUGCUGUUUGAAACAUGCUCCCCAGGCUUGGUUUGAGCACUUCUGGGAUGUUGUUGCGGUUAAGAAAGAAGCUAAAAUGCAUAUUUAGCCAGGACAAUAUGAAGUGGGUUGCCUUUGGUUAUUGGGUUAAUAUCUGAGUAUUGACAUGCAUGUGUAGAAUAGGAUCCUAGGUGUACUCUUUAAACUGAAGCUGAUGAAACCAUGGCUUUGAGGAGAAUGUUCUGUUCUUUUAGGUUCUUCUAUUUGUUCUUUGUUUCUGUUUCAUCUCUACAUUAUAACUGAAAGUUUAUAAAUUUUAGGGGAGAGAUGGAGAGGGAGAGGGAAGGAUGGAGAAUUAGAGAGGGGCACAGAGGGAGAGCAAGAGGGGAAUGGAGAGGGAGAGGGGCAGAUAAGAGAUGAUAGGGAGAAAUUGACAAUUAGACAGUGAGGUGUUAUAAGAAGAGAGGGAGAGUCAGAGGGUUAUUUAAUUUGUAAGGGUCAUGUAAUUAUGUUUAAUUUUCAACAGAAUUUUAUUCUUUUAAAAUUUUCAUUUUAUUAUUUUCUGACUGAUUGGAGAAAUGGACCAAUAAUAAUUCCCUUGUAAGGCCAUUGGGGGUACAGUUGCACCAUGAAAAUAUAUAUUUUUUAAUGAGUGGCGGUUUAGGAGAGAUGUUUAACUAAGGAAAUGUCUAUACCCAUUAAUAAAGAUGAGCAUGUUUCUGUUAGAUUGGAAUGGAUGCUAAUUUUUUUCCAAUUCUAUCCUCCUAUACUUUGUUUUUCCAAUCUAUGGGAGUUUGUGUCUUUUGGGACACCAGUUACAGACUGAGACUAGAAACUGGAGAAGUGUACAUUCUCUGGUUCGAGAGAGAAGAUAUGCCAACACUUUUCAAUUCAAACUAUGGAAGGAGAAGACAAGUGGGGUAGGAACAACCAACUUCUUCUAUAGAGAAAGCUCAGCAUCUGGGCUAUGUGGCACAGUCUGCAUUCACAAUUAUUGGCUUUAUUUCUUUUUUCUUUUCCUGGUUUUACUUAUUUUUCAUACAAUCACUUUGAAAGGAAAAAAAUAAUUUAUUUUCCUUUUUCAAUGCUUUCCUUUCAAGAGCAGCUACUACAGAUGCAGAGGCAAUUACAAACUGAUAAAACUUUUCACAUCUGUCCUCGACCUUGAAUGCGCUCCUGGUGCUAGGUUUCAGGUACCCUGUCAGAAGUUUUGAGGCCUAUGAAAAAUGGUGGCAUGGUUGUGGGUAUUGAUCUUAAGUAAUGAUGGUGUUCAUGAAUGUUGGAAUUGCAAAGCAAAUGGUGAAAGUUCAUUCUCUUCAUUGUGAUACGAGUGUGAACAGUUUGCCCUGAUGUUAUGAACUUGACAGAAGAUCAAGCUAGGUCACUCUCACCUAAGAUUGAAGGAGCCAAUAACGAGGGUGGCAGGGGUGACAGUAUUUGGGAUAUUUUUUCACAUACUGAAGGCAAGAUCUUAGAUGGAAGCAAUGGAGACAUUGCAGUUGAUCAUUAUCAUCGUUACAGAGAAGAUAUUGAGCUUAUGGCUAAGUUGGGAUUUGAUGCCUAUCGUUUUUCCAUAUCAUGGUCUCGCAUUUUCCCUGAUGGUUUAGGAACCAAGGCCAAUGAAGAGGGCAUUGCUUACUACAACAAUGUUAUUAAUGCUCUUCUUGAAAAAGGUAUUGAGCCUUAUAUAACAUUAUAUCAUUGGGAUCUUCCUUCAAAUCUUCAUGAGUCAAUUAGCGGAUGGUUAUCUGAGAAAAUUGUAAAAUACUUUGCAAUAUAUGCAGAAACCUGCUUUGCAAGUUUUGGAGAUAGAGUGAAGCACUGGAUCACUAUUAAUGAGCCACUCCAAACCUCAGUGAAUGGUUAUUGUACUGGAAUUUUUGCUCCUGGAAGAACUGAGAAUUCAUUGACAGAACCAUAUCUUGCUACACACUACCAACUAUUGGCCCACGCAGCAGCUGUUUCUGUAUAUAGAAACAAAUUUAAGGCCAAUCAAGGUGGUGAAAUAGGCAUUACAGUUGAUUGUGAAUGGGCAGAGGCAUUUUCAGACAAAACGGAAGAUAAAGUUGCUGCAGCAAGGCGCCUUGAUUUUCAGCUUGGCUGGUUCUUAGAUCCAAUAUUCUAUGGAGACUAUCCUGAAGUUAUGCGUGAGAAACUUGGAGAUCAGAUUCCAAAAUUCUCAGAGGAAGAUAAAGAAUUGUUGAAGAAUUCAGUUGACUUUUUGGGUCUUAAUCACUAUACAUCAAGAUUUAUAGCUCACGUGUCUAAGAGCCCUGAAGUUAAUGGUUACUAUCAAGUACAACAGAUUGAAAGAAUUGUUGAAUGGCCAAAUGGAGAGAGAAUUGGAGAAAGGGCGGCAUCAGAGUGGCUCUACAUAGUUCCUUGGGGCUUCCGGAAAGUUCUCAAUUACAUAUCUCAGAGAUACCGCAAUACCCCUAUAUAUAUUACUGAGAAUGGAAUGGAUGAUGAAGACAGUGAAACAUCUCCACUCCAUGAAGUGCUAGAUGACAAAAAAAGACUUGGUUAUUAUAAGGGAUACCUUGAUGCAGUAGCUCAAUCAAUCAGGGAUGGAGUAGAUGUGAGAGGGUAUUUUGCAUGGUCCCUUUUGGACAACUUUGAAUGGGCUCAAGGAUAUACAAAGCGUUUUGGAUUGGUCUAUGUGGAUUACAAGAACGGGCUUUCUAGGCACCCCAAAUCUUCAGCCCUUUGGUUCUCUCGCUUCUUGAGAACCGGUGAAGGUAAGCAUGGAAAGGUAGAUUGAUAUUGAAUUUUAACAUUAUAAUGUUCCUCAAACUAAAGCACUAUCUGAAGGCUACGUGUGAGAUAAAGAAGCUUUGUUCUAGGAUGGAAGAAGCCCAAAAUCUUCUAGUUUCUAUCCACUAGAGCUGGUCUUCCUGCUUUUAUCAUUGUUACUACAGAAAUUAAUGGGUUCUGUAAACGAGAUUUAGUGUAGAAAAUCAGACUUGAUUGAACAAUAGAUAUUUAACAAAUCAAGGGACUAAAACGAAUAUAUAAUUAAGAGGUUUGUGUGCUUAUAGAGGUCUGAAUGAUGUCAAAGUGCAAUCCUUUUAUUUAUGGAGAGUCUGGUCUCUUUUGGUCCCAAGGAGCAAGUUAAACUAUAAUGCCGUACUUGGAUGGAUAUCAGAUUCUGAAUAAAGCAAUCCCAUUUUCAUAA
Molecule: messenger RNA, 5115 nt
Organism: Nelumbo nucifera (sacred lotus)
Lineage: Eukaryota; Viridiplantae; Streptophyta; Magnoliopsida; Proteales; Nelumbonaceae
Gene: BGLU42
Product: beta glucosidase 42
Biological process (GO): cellulose catabolic process
Molecular function (GO): beta-glucosidase activity
Source: RefSeq, a predicted model, not a curated record